Messenger RNA from Cladophialophora yegresii CBS 114405, 585 nucleotides. RefSeq names its product nuclear movement protein nudC. The record is from RefSeq and is a predicted model, not a curated record. Gene Ontology annotation, biological process: protein folding. Bases 1 to 585 code for a protein of 194 amino acids. NCBI's taxonomy places the organism in Eukaryota, Fungi, Ascomycota, Eurotiomycetes, Chaetothyriales, Herpotrichiellaceae. The transcript is spliced from 3 exons. Gene Ontology annotation, cellular component: cytoplasm.
AUGACCGACCGGGCCCCCUCACCCACCCCCUCUGAACGCGCCCGCCAGGACGCCGAAGACCGCAAGCGCGAAGAAGCAGAACAGGCCACCCUGCCGUACAAGUGGACGCAGACGCUCGAGGAGGCCGAAGUCAGCGUGCCCAUCCCAGGCAACCUCAAGGCUAGGGACCUGGUCGUGGACUUGAAGAAGAAUCACAUCAAAGUCGGAGUGAAGGGGCAGGAUGCCAUUAUUGAUGGCGACUUCCCGCACCCGAUCCAAGUUGACGACUCGACGUGGGUACUGUCCACGAGACCCGACGGCGGCAAGGAAAUCCUCAUCACGCUCGCAAAGGCGCGCGGCUCCAACUGGUGGGCGCACAUCGUCACGUCCGCGCCCAAGAUCGACACCACCAAAAUCGUGCCGGAGAAUUCCAAGCUGAGCGAGCUGGACGGCGAGACGAGGGGCAUGGUGGAGAAGAUGAUGUACGACCAGAACCAGAAGGCCAUGGGUAAACCGACGAGCGACGACCAGAAAAAGGACGAGAUACUCAAGAAGUUCAUGAAGGAGCACCCUGAGAUGGACUUUUCGAAGGCGAAGAUCGGGUGA